Molecule: messenger RNA, 1561 nt
Organism: Leptinotarsa decemlineata (Colorado potato beetle)
Lineage: Eukaryota; Metazoa; Arthropoda; Insecta; Coleoptera; Chrysomelidae
Product: methyltransferase-like protein 25B
Biological process (GO): rRNA modification
Molecular function (GO): rRNA (adenine-N6,N6-)-dimethyltransferase activity
Source: RefSeq, a predicted model, not a curated record
CCAAGAGCAGUACAUACUUAUGGAUUUUCCUGUAGUGCUUGUGGUUUGUCCUUAAAAAAAAAACAGAUAAGUAAAAUGUUUCUUUCUUCUGUGACCCAAUAACAUAAUUUAAGAAGAAGAUAAGCCUUAUGUUAAGAUCGAUAGUUAACCUAAAAAUUUCGAAAAUGAAAAAUUUUUGUAUCAGCUGAAGUAAAAUAUAUAUAAGUAAUGAAUAUUCAGAGGAACCUACAAGUAAAUUACAAAAUUUACAAAGAAUUCGAGGACAUUUUGAACUCUUAUGUGUCUGACUACUAUCUGGAGAACCAUUGGGAAAAAUUACCAAAAUCAUGGCAAAACCACUUUUCGGAUAUCGAAAUGAAACCUCUAAGCCAAUUCCUGAAUUUUUCUAUACCUACUAGAUCUCUAGAAGAUAAAAUAUAUCCUUUGGCAUUACUGUGUUUACGUGAAUUAGUGAUUCGUAACAGUAUACCAAGAAGUGAAAUGAAGUUGGCCCCUCUCUUUGCAUUCAAAACCGAUGAUGACUUCAUGAACUUCUUUUGGAAAAACGUGAAACUGAAAAAAAGGCACGAGAUAACCAGAUUAGCUCAAAAAUGUUACGAAUCUGCCGAAAAGACCAACUGUUUUCACAUAGUAGAUGUUGGAUCAGGUUUGGGGCAUCUGAGUCGAAUGAUGGCCUUUGGAUAUGGCCUCAAAGUGUGUACGUUUGAAGCAGACGAGUCCCUGUCUAAACAAGCUCAAGAGUUAGACAGGGUAUUCAAAAAUAAACUGGAUAAAAGGAAUAUUCUCUACCAGGGAAAGUUUGAAACUGUUCACCUGAAUCACAGUAUAACGAGAGAUUUUGUGAAAGAAAAGUUCCUGCAAGAGGUUAUUGAAGCUUUUGGUGGCAGUUCAGAUUUGAGAUUUGGUAUUGUCGGGUUACAUCCUUGCGGUGAUUUAGGAUCCUUGCUCUUAAAACUGUACAGUGAUUGUUCUAAUAUCACUUUCAUCAACAUGGCAAGCUGCUGUUAUAUGAGAAUGACUUUGGAACCUGCACCCUUUUCUAGUUUCCCAAUGAGUAAGUAUUGCAGUGACGAAAACUACAUGCUUUCAUAUUUAUCUUGUGAAAUUGCCUGCCACUCUAUCGAAACCUAUGCUGAAAAGCUGAGCAACUCCGAAGAAUACAAUAAAUUGAAAAUACACUCUUACAGAGCACUCCUCGAAAAAAUUUUAGUAUCAAUAGAUCCAAAAUUAGGUCAUUCCAUGGUCCCAGGAGUGAAAUAUAAGGAAGAUUUAACUUUUUCAAGGUACAUUGAGAAAGUAAUGCAAAAAAUGAACAUUAAUCCUCCUCAGCAUAUGGUUUCUCUUUGUGAAUCAUUAAUGAAUAAAACUUGGAAAAAAGUUAUAGUAUUUUAUUCGCUUAGACUGUUUUUGGCUCCUCUAGUUGAAACGAUCAUUCUUCUAGACCGCUUGUUAUUUUUAAAAGAGCAAGGAAGUGAUUGUGCAAUCCUACCUCUGUUUGAUUGUACUGUGUCUCCAAGGAACCAAGUUAUUACUGGUUCGAAAAUAAAUGCUAACUGACCUA